AUGAGCAAUUCGUCGGUGCCAUCCGACGAGCGGCGGCUUUUUGAGCAUUUUGUAAUAGCAGGUCUUGAUGAAUCGAAAAAAUUAGAAUAUUUAACGCCUUCCUCUCAAGAAUGUGGUCUGCGAAAUACGCAACCAUUGGCUCCGAUUACAGAUAUUACUGUGAUAUUUCCCCAACAUGGAGAAACGCCUCCUGAAGGAUACGAAGUCAUUGAAUCGACUACCCUCGGAUAUCCAGCCGAUCUAAACCAUGGAUCGUUGCGGAUUCCUUCAUGCUUCUUGUGCUUUCGUCGCGGUUAUCAUAAACAGCCACUUGUCGAUAUUGGAAUUCUUGAUGAAGGGAAAGGCGACAAACCAAUGGUGGAUACAAAUGUGGUGCAUAGGACACCAUUCGGAAAAGUUGCCAACGUCAACAAUACAUCCCAAAACAUUUUCUUAACGUAUCGAAGAGCGGCACCAAAUUCGUCACAAAGCCAAUUUGUCGUCACGGAUAUCAAGAUUAUAUUGGCGAACAAAGGCGAAAUUCCGCCUCACACAUAUUAUAAAAUCCCGAAAAAAUUAAAUAAGGGAAUAGUGGGUUCCGAAGUGUAUAUUUGCUAUAAAAAAUCACAAGGAGUAGCGAAAAGAUUGGCAUAUAAACCAGCUGUUUUGGAUUAUUUUCCAAGAAAAGAUUAUUCACCGACUAUGGAAGAUUUCAAAUUGGCUCAGAACGUUGCUAUGUUUUGCCUACCAAUGGGUGCUGUUAUCGAAUGUUGGCCAAAAAAAUGUCAACCACCCGAUCGCUCAUUUUCAACGUUUGUGCUCACCGAUGAGAAUGGAACCAAGUUCUACGGAUCAGCGGUCACAUUUUAUGAGCAAUACAAUAAGAAAUUGACAGAAGAGCAAUUGGAGAUUUUGGAUUUGAAAAACGACGACCAAAAAGAUCUCGAAGGCGGAACUGUUGAAGAUUCGACUAGUAAUAAUGAUCCCGCUGAUGAUAUGUUGUUUUAUAAAAACGUGUCGAUAUGCCUGAUAUCAAGAUAUCCUUUUUUCAAUUCGUUUAAGAGAUUUUUAUUUUUUCUUCAUCGAUUGUCAUCAUCGAAAGCACAAUCUGUUCCAAUUGAACGGUAUAUCUCGCAUUUGAUGUACGAAGUGUCAUUUCCCACUCCUCGUCGACCUAGGGUAUUUAUGCAGUUGGGAGCUGAAAAUAUUAGUUUUGAUUCACAUGAUGAUAGCCAGUUACCCUUAAAUGGUGCUCAAUUAAAUGAUACUCUAAAAUGUCUCGGUAGUACGAAUCUCAUGAAUUUGAUGGUUUUGGCAUUGAUGGAACAGAAAAUUCUAAUACAUUCACUCAGGCCGUGGAUGCUUGCCGCGGUUGCUGAAAGUGUGUGUGCUCUGAUGUUUCCAUUUCAUUGGCAAUGCCCUUAUAUUCCACAAUGCCCGUUGGGACUUGCCGGUGUCCUUCAUGCUCCGCUUCCGUUCAUUGCCGGAGUCGAUUCGCGAUAUUUCGAGCUCUAUGAGGAUCCACCACUUGAUGUGACAUGCUUUGAUCUCGACACAUCAACUAUUAGUUAUUCGUCGGUCAGAUCCACUUUCAAAAUGGGAAUGUUGCCAAAGAAAUUGGCAAAACAACUCGAACAAUGUCUCGAUAAUGUUUAUACCAAAAUUCAAAAAGCUGAAGCCGAUAAUAAUGCAAAAAAUAAAAAAAUCGAAUAUGUGCCUGUUGACCAAGACUUGAUGAAACAGCGAAAACGACGAGAAUAUGAAAUUGAGAUUCACAACGCUUUUCUCAAAUUCAUGGCAUCCCUUAUGAAGGGAUAUCAAUCAUACUUACGGCCUAUUACGUGUGCUCCAGCUACCGCUCGAGCGACUGACACCGGAAAUUUGUUCGAUCUCGAAGGAUUCUUGAGAUCACGCGACAAAUCUUCGGCGGAAUUCUACAAGAGAUUUUCUGAAACCCAAUCGUUUAUGAGAUUCAUCGAAGAGCGAAGUUUUGUGUCCGACAAAAACACAUAUAAUGCGUUUUUCGAUGAUUGUAUUGCGAAAAUUUCAGCAUUGGAAGACGGACGUGAUACCAGCGAUCUUCAACUUCUGGAGCCUGAUGUUUCUCACAAUCAUACAACAGUAUUCAUUCCUGCUCCCGAACCAUUCAUUAAUCCUGAAACUGGCGAAGAAGCUCAGUUUGAAUACACGGAAUUUCCUGUUCGGUUGAAUACCAAUUAUUUUCAAUUGGAUCGAUUGGAGAAGAAUGGAAGAGAAAGCGAAAAAGUUCCGAUUCAUUUCGAAGCGUCACGGUGUACAGCAGUUCGAACGAAACCUGAAACUCGAUCAUCAUUAUUGGCGGCAACGAAUGCGGUCAAGACAAAUCCACUUCAUUGGGCCAAGACACUUCUUUUCUAUUCGUAUUCCUUGUGGUUCAUGCAAUUGGACAGUCUUCUACUCGCUGCGCCGAACAAGAAGAAAAUCUUGAGGCUUGCCUUCGAUGUUUUGCACAGAAUGGCGAGAACAGAAAUAUUUCCAUUGGAUCAAGUCUGCUAUCGAAUUCUCAUCGAAUUAUGCGGAAAGUACGACGAACCGGCGAUGGCGGUCAAAGUUCUUCAGAUGAUGCAACAAGUGGGUCUUGAACAGAAUGCAGUGACGUAUGGAAUUUACCAUCGCGCUGUAAUGGAUGCAACAUGGCCGACCCCGGCGAGGCAGCGAGCCAUCAGAUGUUGGAAGAUACUACAAAUUUGCGUGAAUGCAAAUGAAGCAUUUAUGAAAUUUGCAAAUAUUGAGCGACGACGCCUUUCAAUCCAUGAAACUCAAUCUGUAAGCGAUAAUGGGUAUCAUAGCGAUAAAGUCACCGAGAAGGAAGAAAAAGAAGUGGAGAUAACAGCUGAUUAUGAAGUGACGUAUCGAAGUCUUGAUGAUGACGAAGAUCCCUUGGGAGCCAGGUCAAUUAAUAAUGAAAAAUCGGAAAGGGAAAUUUCGAAAGUGACAAUGUCGCCGUCGAGAGCAAAAUUCUUGGCCGAACACGCCUCAAUGCCAUUUUCAUCGGAAACGACACCGAAAUCGGAAAAGAACUCGGAUGGAAGAUCGAAUAGUUGGUUUAAAGGAAUCGCUAAUAGUCCGAUGUUUAAAAUGAUUCGAAGUACUACGUUUGAAAGUCCAAAGCAUGGAUUUAAUGAUAGUUUGGAUGCUAAUUCGAGCCCAAGUCUUCAUUCAUUGGUGAAUCAGGUGAAACGAGGUUAUGACGAUGUUGUAAAAGAUGUGGUUCCAACACGUUUCAGACUUGGAGUUUCUUCACUUGUCAGCGAAGUUUCGAAACUCAAUAAAUCUUACGGAGCAAUGGGUAGCGGAAUGAUUCAUUCCGAUGAGAAGGAAAAUCCAUUCAAAAUAAAUUCAAAAGAUCCAGCUUACAUUUUGGACAGUGGAAGCACCGGUUGCCUUUUGAGCGAAGAAUUUUGGAUGCGCGAAGUUUAUCUACAAUUGAAGAGGAGUCGAGAGAGGAAAGAACGUGAAGAAACUCCUGGAACAUCUGAAUCGAGCGUGAAAGAACCGGAGGGUCGAAUGGAGGUGAUUUUGUCAUCUUCGACAAUUUGUCCGAGUUGCCGAACAAUGAUCUACGACGAGGAGAUCAUGUCCGGUUGGAAAGUUGAUGAUCAGAAUCUGAAUACGGUGUGCCCGCAUUGCUACACAGAUGGAGUGUCAGCUGAUGCUGUGGCAGAAGCGACCUCAACAUUUGGAGUAUUUGCGCCAAGGCUUACCAUCAAAACGAGGUGGAUGGAAACACCGAUCGGAAGUUGGUAUGCGCCCGGCGGAUUGCCGGUUAGUCGGAAUUCGACUCCCGAAAAGACGAAAGCCUCAGAAUAUGAAACAAUUCAAGUUGAAUUCGUUAGUCCAUUGGUGCUACGAAGAGAACUUGAAACAAUUUUGACUACUGACAAAGACGCAAUGAAGAAGGAAAGUCUCAAAGACACGAAUCCGGUAGUUUUCUGGAAUCUGGUGUAUUACAUGCGUAGAUUGGGUCUACCGAGUCAAUUGUUUAGCUGGAUUGCUCCGAGACAUCACAUCCGAUGCGUGUUCGACAUUCCUACUGAACAUCAGACUGUUGCGCCACUUUAUUUUCUGAAUCCAAAUAAUUCGAAUUUUCCAAUUCAAGGCAAAAUUGUGCCAUCGCGAAAUGCAUGGAUAGCUGUGACAGAAGCUGUUAAGAAUAAUCAACUGUUUAAGGCAAUUCAAACGUUGGUCAAUGAAUCGCGACGAGUUGGUGCCAACGGAAAUAUAACUGUUGGGCCGCAUUUUCCAAUAUUCCGGGAUAUUCAAUUCGCUUCUCUGGAUUUGUUUGGACGAGCUCUUGUUCGAGACAGUCUUGAUAUUCAGUAUGACAGCGAAUGUCAAAAGCUUCCACCGAAGAUCGCGAGCAUCCUUCCAAUGCAAGAUCAUCCAUUGAAAAAAGUGAUAAUUGCGAAAUAUGAGCCGGAAAAAGAAACAUUAAAGGUUUUGAAAAUCGCGGGUAAACAUUUGGAAUCUAUGGGAAUUCCGGGAAGUUCCGGUUUCGAGCUUUAUCCUGAAGAAGCUGUAUUUCUUGCCGAAAACGGUUCAGCAAUUAUUCAGAAUAAUCAAGGGCAAGAAUUGAGCCCAUUCGAAUGUUAUUCGAUUCUUGAAUCUGCACGAAUUCCAAUGUACCGAUAUGAAAUUUACAAGCAUGUCAAAAGAACGGGACUUGUUAUCCUUAGGCCGAGAUUACAAUCUAAUAGAGAACUACUGUCAAGAGAGAAUACUGUAGAAAACGUUGACUACAAUGUGUUCUCACCCGUUAAAUUCUCCCAUCAUCUUCCAGCUGUUCCAGUUUUUUCGAUAAUAUGCCAUCGGUCAAACGCAUGUUUUAUGGAAGUUUCAAGUUUAUCUCGCUUGAAUAAUGUGCUGUUGGCGUUCGAAGAAGCUUCAAAAGUGAAUUUCGUUUCUGUUAGUGGUCAACUGAUUAAUCUCGAACAGUUUCUAGUUGAUUAA
Molecule: messenger RNA, 4968 nt
Organism: Caenorhabditis bovis
Lineage: Eukaryota; Metazoa; Nematoda; Chromadorea; Rhabditida; Rhabditidae
Source: the annotation of a GenBank genome assembly